Messenger RNA from Apaloderma vittatum (bar-tailed trogon), 774 nucleotides. RefSeq names its product mas-related G-protein coupled receptor member H-like. NCBI's taxonomy places the organism in Eukaryota, Metazoa, Chordata, Aves, Trogoniformes, Trogonidae. The annotation marks the transcript as partial. Gene Ontology annotation, molecular function: G protein-coupled receptor activity. The record is from RefSeq and is a predicted model, not a curated record. The transcript has a single exon. Gene Ontology annotation, cellular component: membrane. Gene Ontology annotation, biological process: G protein-coupled receptor signaling pathway.
UUCAUGGUCACCUCAGCCCUCCUGCACGUGAUCAGCAACGUCUCCUGCUCCACUGUUGUGCCCUUGACGUACCUGAAGUGGCUUUUCCUGCUCUCACUCUUCUCCUACAACAUGGGCCUCUACCUCCUGACAGCCAUCAGCAUCGAGAGGUGCGUGUCCGUCCUCUGCCCGCUCUGGUAUCGCUGCAACCGCUCCCAGAGCUUGUCGGCCGUGGUGUGUGUCCUGCUCUGGGCCCUCUCCGUUGCUUUCAUCGCCACAGUCACUUCUCUGUGCCUGUCACAUGAGGACGAGCACUGCCAGGUGGCUCUCAUCUCCAUGUAUGUCCUCAACUUCCUCAUCUUUGCCCCACCCAUGGUCAUUUCCAACGUGGUCCUCUUCGUUAAGGUCCUGUGUGGCUCCAGGCGACGACAACACAGGAGGCUCUACAUCGUUAUCUUCCUCACCGUCCUCUUCUUUCUCAUCUUUGCGGUUCCCCUCAGCAUCUGGAAUUUCCUGCAGCAGUUCAGCUACACCCCUGUGCCUUCCCAGGUCAUUUACCUCCUCGCCUGCAUCAACAGCAGCAUCAACCCCUUCAUUUACUUCUUGGUGGGGAGCUGUUGGAGGCGCUGCUCCGUGGUGUCCCUCCAGGUUGCCUUCCGGAGGGGCUUCGAGAACAAUCUCCAGCUGAAGAGCUCACCGUGUUCACACCGUGCUGCCCACCCUGGCUUCAUGCUCAGCUGCUCAUCCUUGCUCCCACCUGGGCUCGCAGGUCACCUUCCCCUAUCUGUGUUGUGA